Molecule: messenger RNA, 3582 nt
Organism: Bolinopsis microptera
Lineage: Eukaryota; Metazoa; Ctenophora; Tentaculata; Lobata; Bolinopsidae
Product: P protein-like
Exons: 18
Coding region: 552-2798 (748 amino acids)
Biological process (GO): transmembrane transport
Cellular component (GO): membrane
Source: RefSeq, a predicted model, not a curated record
CACCUUCACCUGCCUAAUCUUUUAUUUUGUUCUUUCUUUGCUUGCUACGAAAAUCGGGCCAAUAGUUGUUAUCAUAUUGAGUUCUAUAGAUCGACACUUUGUCUAAUUUCUGUAGCUGUUAGCCUUAAAACCGUUCAAAAUAUGAAACCAUUUCUGUUAACUGUUCACAAUUUGAAGACAGGUAUCCCCUAAGUUCAAAGGAAUUCCUGGCAGCUUACCACUGCCUAACUUCAAGGAGAUUACUCGGCAGUUUAUCACUGCCCACUUCGUUCUGUUCCAAUUCCACAACGGUACCGUAAAAUACACUCCUUAUAUGGGCAUCACGUGUAUACACUAUCAAAUAACAACAACCGAAGAGCUUCAAACCAAAUACCUAAACCAGUAUAUCAGACUUGUCAGACUGGAUCAUCAGGAUAACACCCGGUUCUACCAGAGUACCAUCAUCAUAAGCUCUAUUUCGUGGUCCACCACACGGUUAAAGCUCCACGCGGAACUCACGCAAACAACUUCACACUAAGCCUAGAAACUACAACUUCACACUAAGGUUUCACAUGGCAGACCGACAGAAUGAGAACUCUCGUCUGAUGGAUUAUCCAGGAGGCAGGAAGUACAGUGCUGAUGAGAAGAGGACUGCCAGUGGAGAAGCCGGGACUGUCGUACAACUCCGGGACUGGCUGGAUGACCCCUACGAGCAGGUGUCGGAGUUACCAUCUCAAAAAUACGCUAGUGCAGAUGACGGUAAGAUCCAACUAUCUCGACGGACCACGACGGACUCCAUCGGGGACACCAUUGCACUGACCGAGAGCACUCAACCUCCGAUACGUUUGGCUAAAGUGGCUGCCCUAUCGUCUCUUAUGCUGGUUUCUCUUGUAACUUCAAUGUUUUACGUUGAAGAAAGCAAGGAUUCCUACUUGAUGACGUCCUGCAGGAGCGCAAUGAAUAGCAUAGAUAUUGACGAUGUUUCCUACUGCAACAGACUUGCUAUAGAGAUUGUCGGAAAUAUCGAUCCGAUGGUGUAUACCGAACCACAAAAUGGAACAGUCUGGAUCAAACUACUGAAGAAAAUGCAAACAGGGACUGUCAUAAUAGAUGAUCCAGUGUACAUUAAACCUACUGAAGCAGUGACCACUAAGAUUAAAGACAUGACAAAGAUUGAACAUUUGUUUACUAUAGAUUCCCUCAAAGGCUGCGACAGUUUGUCUCUAAUAGCAGAACCAAGUGACGCGUCCGCAUGUGCUUCUGUGAACCUCUCCUACCAGUGUAGAUCACCUGCACAAGACUACUCGGUGAUAGUGGCGGUGAUACUGUUAGUAGUGGUUUACGCGCUGAUAAUGACAGAGAUAAUCCACAGAACAAGUGCUGCUCUGCUUGGGGCGAGUUUGGGUUUGGCUGCUCUCAGCAUCUUAAAUAUGAGACCCAAUAUGGAACUAAUUAUCAGUUGGAUAGACUGGGAGACAUUGGCUCUACUAAUGGGAAUGAUGUUAAUGGUGGCACUGCUGGCAGACUCAGGAUUCUUCGACUGGACAGCCGUGAAAAUGUACGAGCUGUCUAAAGGAAGGAUCUGGGUGUUACUUACCCUUCUAAAUGUGUGCACUGCUGUCAUGUCCGGAUUCUUAGAUAACGUAACCACCAUUCUUCUGAUAACACCCAUAACUAUCACGUUGUGUCAGGUGAUGCAUCUUGAUGUCAAGAAGGUGAUUCUAGCGAUGGUGAUGUUUUCAAAUCUCGGAGGAGCUUCUACCGGUAUAGGUGAUCCUCCCAACGUUCUUAUCAUCAACUCUCCACUCCUUAAUAGUAAGAUAACAUUCGGGAAGUUUACUGGCCACAUGAUGGUUGGUUCUAUUCUCUGUUCAGUGGCUGCUUACAUUUACUUUUGGUUGAUGUUGAAAAGGACCGCUAAGAGUCUAAUCGUGCAAGAUAAUGAUGUUCAGGAGCUUCUGAGGGAGGCUAAACUUUGGCAGAGAAUAGCGGACCGGAGUUACAUCGGAACGACGGAUGAAGUGGCUGUGAAGGAGAUGUUGGCGGGUAAAGCUGCACAGGUGACACGUCUUGCGGAGGAGAGAGUCAUGACACCACAAGAGGUGACCAAGACUUACAACGUUAACCUGCCUAAACUUAGAGCUCAAUACGGUAUCAGAGAUAAGGGGAAACUUGUCAAAACAGCAACUGUACUGAUAGUGUGCAUCUUGCUGUUCUUCGUGUACUCCCUCCCAAUAAUACAUACUACGCCCGGAGAGGUCGCCAUGGCUGGUGCCAUUGCGCUCAUCAUCGUCAUAGAUCACCAUGACAUGGAAGGUCUGCUACACAAAGUAGAAUGGACUACUCUUAUGUUCUUUGCUGGACUUUUCAUUUUAGUGGAGUGUCUUGAGAAACUUGGGCUCAUAGGUACCCUCGGAGAGUUUGCAGCGACGACCAUAAAAUCAAUCUCACCUGACUACCAACUAGCUGCUGCUAUCUCAAUCAUCCUCUGGAUGGCAGCCAUCAUCUCAGCUUUCAUCGAUAACAUCCCCUUUACCGCCGCUAUAAUCCCCGUUAUCUCACAAAUCGUUACAGAGACUGGUUUACCUUUAGAGCCGCUGGUUUAUGCUUUAGCGUUUGGGGCAUGUCUCGGGGGAAAUGGAACACUCAUUGGAGCUUCUGCUAAUAUUGUAGCUGUGGGCAUAGCAGAGGAGAAGGGGUACAAAAUAUCGUUUUUCGAUUUUAUGAAGUUAGGAUUGCCCGUUAUGUUUGUGACGGUUACUGUUGCCCAUAUAUACCUGCUGGUUUGUCAUUGCUGGUUUGGGUGGGGUAAUGGAUGAGCAUUAUCAUGUUAAACUUUUAGAUAAACAUCCAAUGCUAUUAAAUUUCAAAUCACGAUCGCCGCAAAUGGAUGGACGACCAUCGGUUCUGUUUUCGCUGGCGAAUGUUUUACAGUUUAUUUCAUGAAACUAAUUACAAUAUUUUUCAGCUUUUUUGUUUAAAAUGUAAUUUGUUAUAACAUGACAACUGUUAACGAAAUAAACAGUCUGUUUUUGUAAAAGAGAUUAGAAAUUGAACCUCAAUUGUGGCAGAUUGCUUUGGUGAUUUUUCCAAGAUAUGUUAAAUUUUCAUUAGUAUCUAAUUCGUAACUAGUCGGUAAGUUAAUCCUGAACAAUUUUCUUUAUCUUAUUAUUACUUUUACAGACAGUAAUAGUAUUAAGUACUAAUAAUAAAUAAGACAUACUUAUAGAAAACCCAUUCAAUUUUAGUUUUACCCCCGUACCCACUACCCAUGUUGAUGGGAAACUAAGGCUGUCGGAGUAAAACUAAACGUACUGCCAAGCUCAGGUCGGUUCCUAUCCUUCUAAUGGACCAUUAAGUGAUUCGUCGGGCCGGUUAACGCCAUGUAUGUCGAAAUGAUCCACUGAGUCAGUCGUAAGCAGCAGGUGAUCCUAUCACACGCAUCGUAUAAAGAUAUAUCUCUGAUUGGGAUAACAAGUUCAUAUGCUUGGGCCAUAUAUGACUACCGAAGCAUCGACAAUCGAGCAACAUGACCUCCACAGUCACCUUCAUUCCUGGACGUACUUCUUGUUCAAGAAACGUUAUUGUGUUGCAAUUGUGAAA